UUGCCCUCUUAAAUUCUAUCACUAAAUAAUCAUAAAUUAAUGCGUAGUUUUAUUAACUGAUAAUUAAAUUCUCAUACAAAUCGAAUAAUAUUCUUGUAACAUAUGUAACAUAUGUAACAUAUACAAGAAUACAAUACAAAAAAACAAACAAAAACAAAAAAUAAAGCACAAAAUUAUUGAAUCAAAAAAGAAUUGAAAAAGAGGGAAUUUAAAAGGAUAUAUUAAAUUGUGAAAGUAAAAAGUAUUUGAAAUUACGAUAAAAUUAUAAGUAUUGCAAGAUUCAACAUCUACUUGUUGUUGCAACUUGUUCGAAGAGCACGUGGUAGCGAGAGUCACACUUCCAUUGAGAAAGGAGGUUAUGUAGCGUGGAGAAGAAGAGAGGAAGGUUAUGCUCGUGACGUCCGUUACAUUAUCAAUUCCGUUAUGACGCCGUAUUCGUAAUAGCGGAGACGACCCUACGACCAUCUUCAGGGAUUCCCCAGUACAUUCUCUUCUCUGCUUUUCUUCUCUCUCGUCUCUCGUCUCUCUUUCUCUCUCUUUCCCUCUCCCUCCCUCCCUCCCUCCAUCUCUCUCUCUCUCUCUCUCUCUCUCUCUCUCUUUCACGUCGCUUUCCCCUUCCUUGGUUUUUCUGCUCUUCUUCUCUAACGACCAGUCUCUUCGUACAGGCAUGGUUGUAUAACGCAUACCUUUCAACCGUCUGCUAGUACAAUCUUACACGGACCAAGCCCCCAACCAUCCCCUUCACGUCCUUCCUGUUCUCGUGAAACGUUUCCACGGUCGAUCUUUUUGCGGAUUUACACCUGUUGGACUUCUCUUGUCCUCCUUCUCUCCCCUUCCUUCUUUUUCUUAUUUCUUCCUACGAAAGAACUUGAGUUUACAUCCUUCUAUCAUCAUUUAAAAAUCUUUUGGUAACGCCUCGUUUACUUCUUUCCAGUUUUCAUUUGUUUGUUCUAUUUCAUUUUUCACUUAUUUACAUUUAAAAAAAGACAUGUUCCAAUUAACUUCAAAUGAAUUUCUUUAAAUUUGUUCUGUAUUGUCUCUAAAUUUUGAAUAAAUUAAACAUUUGUCCAGCUUAGCUUCGACUUGGAUAGGAAUCAAUCGAAAACGAAUACGAAUGUUUCUCGCUACAUCAUAUCGAGUUUUCGAGUGGCGACUUUUCUGGAAACAUUCGACAAGAAUCGAGACGUAGUCGUUGUCCGUCGCACAAAAAGUAUAAAAAAGAUAGUGUAGGUACAAUCUUUUUUCUCUUGUCUCGCGUGUCAAUUAGUCUGGGAUAAUUGGUCGGGCGAUGCCCUUGAACCCUAAGUAUUGAUUGGUGAGGUUGGAUUCUGCCGGUGGCUUUCCCUCUUGCCUCCGAACCGAUGGCACCACCCCUAUGCAUCCACCGCCGAACCAACCAACUACCCACCCACUCUACCCUGCACCAGCACACGUACAACCCUACCCAUCGCCCAGCGUCCGUGGUUCUCCAAAUUGCCGUCGCCGUCGCCAUCGCCCUCGCUCUCGCCCUCCCUCGCCUUCGCCCUUACCGCGACUAUCGUCGUCGUUGCUUUUAUCGUUUGUUAAAGCUUCGCACCUUUCCAAACGCUUCUUUCUUUCUUUAUUCGUUUAAUUGAAUGCGGACAAAUGCACAUUUACAUUUACUCGUGAUGCAAUGAUCACUUCUUCGAACAUGGGAUAUCGUCAGUUCAUAUUUAUCGUUAUGGAAAAAAAUGAAAAAUUAUUCAUAAAUUGUCAAUUGCAUUAAAAUACAAUUUGCUUUAUUAAAAUCAUUUUAGCGAUGAUAACCACAAUAUAUAUAUAUAUAUAUAUAUAUAUACUUAUUCGUCCAAUAUGAAAAUUCGAUCGUUCUAGAACCGAUAUAAUAUAAAUUUUCACUACUCGUCCAGUAUGAAGAUUCGUGAACAUUUUGACCAGGUUAUAAACCUAUCUUCGUUCUCUGAAUUAAUGGACAGAACAAAGUGUGAAAGGAUGAAAAAGAGAAAGAGAACAAGACUCUCGGAACGAAACAUGAGAUAUAUGUAUAUACGUGGAAACGGUUGGAAGUCAUAUCGGUGCCUGUGCCGUCGCGAAUGCUGAGAAGAGGAUCGGAAGUUGGGGUGGUCGAUACGGCCCUGGGGCCGCGACAGCCGCGUCGGAGGCCUCCCCAUUCUUCCUGCGGGCGUUUUUACUUCUCUCUCUCUCUCUCUCUCUCUCUCUCUCUCUCUCUCUCUCUCUCUCUCUCUCUCUCUCUCUCUCUCUCUCUCAGUUGCUCACUCAAUCGCUAGUUUGUUCGCAUUUUCUCUUUCUCUUUCUCUUUCCUUCUCGAUCUCCACUCUGUCUCUCACUUUCUCGUACAUAUUCCUCUCCUUCCCUUCCCAGCACUGUGAACCUAGUCAUACCUAGCACCACCCAGUUUUCCACCCACGCUCCACGUUUCCAGCCGCCACCAACACCCCCCGGCACAGCCUACCUAACCCCUCCCCCCCUCCACCUGAACCGCCGCCGCUUCCAUCGUCUAACUCUUCCUCUGCUUUCUCACCCCCUCCCAGCCACGUCGUUACCGCCGCCACCGCCACCGCCACCGCCGCCGCUACCAUCGCCGCUCUCAUACCGCCUGCCUCUUCGCCGACCCCGCCUAAUCGCACCACCCCUGCCUUGAUUAAAGAACAGAGAACCUCAACUUCAACGCGAACUCGGUCUUGUCCGUUCGCUCUUUUCCUUUCGUUCCUCUUCUAUUUCAUUUAUCUUCCUUCUAAGAAACCCUUCUUCUCGUUAACUUUGUUUUCCCACUUUGUAUACAUUCUAACCGUUUAGUGUAAACGUUCCAUGUACCAUGUAUCACUAUUGUUCAUUUCUCGUCAUUUAGAUUUGUUUUCCUUUUUUUUUUUUUACGAAGGAAUAUAGAACCAUUUAUUUGUUUCUUAAUUUCUCAAUAAUUUAUUUAUUAUAAUUUGAUUGUUCCAUUCGUUCGUUCCGUACAGGUGUUUCUUUAUCUCCUCUAUACCUUUUCUUCUUCCCCUUCCCCCUUUCCUUCCUUGUUUAGUUUCCCUUAUGUACCGGUUCAAGGUUAAGAUCAAGAGGAGACAGGUGGGGUGAAUGUCGUAGCUGCGAGGAGAACUGCACGAUACGGGUCGACGCACCAUGCUGGUGAAUCGUCGUACGCCGAAACUGGAUCGCGAACACUGAUUUUAGACUGUACCACCGCAGAGGGCAAUCGCAGGAUGAAACCGUAUCCGUUGAAACGGAAAGCCUCACUGUUGAAAACAGCCGAUCAACUAAAGAUCAAAGGAUUGUGCGAGGUGCCUGAAAGCAGAGACGGCCCGCCCUCGGUAAGUUUGAGUUCACCGCCGAGAGAGCCUGGUACACCUAGGAUAAAUUUCACCAAGCUGAAGAGGCAUCAUCCGAGAUACAAGAGGCCCAGAACGACGUUCGAACCUCGUGCCACGGAUUCCAGGCAUUACGAUCGAUACAAAGAGGAGGAAUCGAACGAAAAUUACAAUUGGGAGCAUAAAGAGACCCACAUAGACUGGCAACCCGAAGAUGAAGAGUGCACGGAGGCAACAGCGGGAGCAGUAGUCUUGGAAACUUGCCAACGCAACAGUAACAAUAGUACCAUUACCACCGGCAACACCAGCACCACUAGCAAUAAUAACAAUAAUAACAACAAUAAUAAUAAUAACAACAACAACGGCGCUAACGACAACGGCAACGGUAACAGUGCGAGCAAUAACAACAACGGUGACAUGUUUUGUCAUACAGGCCUCGGACAUUAUGGCCAUCAUCCGGAUCCCGGAGAGGUUGAUCUACCACCUGAAACACAACCAACACCACCAAGUGCCACGUUGGUCGGCACUACGAUUACCCAUUUAAGAGACCCAGAUCAUCAUUCCACAGACAUUCAAAAUUGUGACAGUGUAAAAAUCAAAUUUGAAACGUUACAUACGAUGGAUUCGUCGGACACGAUCGAUAUUGACAGCCACAUGUCGGAUCGGGCGAGCGUUAGUUCAAAGAACGCGGCUGAUAGUGAUAAUAUGAUGAUGAUCACACCGGAGUUACUUGGAUUAAUGCCCUCUGGGAGUUCUGUUCAUUCGGAUUCAGGCGAAAAUAAUUCAAGAGGGCAUUCUGGACAAUCCAGUUCUCAUCACCAUGGCUCAAAGUCGUGGACUCAAGAGGAUAUGGAUGCCGCUCUGGAAGCCUUAAGAAAUCACGAUAUGAGCCUUACGAAAGCUUCUGCAACGUUCGGUAUACCCUCGACGACCUUGUGGCAAAGAGCGCAUCGGCUUGGCAUCGAUACUCCAAAAAAGGAUGGACCUACUAAAUCAUGGAGCGAUGAAAGUUUAAACAAUGCGCUUGAUGCAUUACGAACGGGCACAAUAUCGGCGAACAAAGCUUCCAAAGCGUUCGGCAUACCAUCGAGCACCUUGUACAAAAUCGCGAGAAGAGAAGGCAUCAGAUUGGCUGCACCUUUCAACGCCAGUCCCACUACCUGGUCACCCGCUGAUCUCGAUCGCGCUCUUGAAGCGAUACGUUCCGGUCAAACGUCUGUGCAAAGAGCCUCCACGGAAUUUGGAAUACCGACAGGAACGUUAUAUGGUAGAUGCAAAAGAGAAGGAAUAGAACUUAGUAGGAGCAAUCCUACUCCAUGGAGCGAAGAUGCUAUGACCGAAGCUCUCGAAGCUGUCAGGUUAGGCCACAUGAGCAUUAAUCAAGCAGCAAUUCAUUAUAACCUACCGUACUCUUCUUUAUACGGUCGUUUUAAAAGAGGAAAAUAUGAAGAACCAACAGUUGGUGAGAUAUCUCAAGACGGUAGCAGUCCUCAUUUCCAUCAAAGUCCAAGCCAAAAUCAUUCGUCUGCCGUACCGGAUCAAAUGCCGUAUCAAGGCAGCUGAAAUUUGCCUCUUUAUUAGAAUGAUUUAAGUUAAUUUUAAAUCCUCGAAUUCCUUACUGCAAUUUUGCAAUCGAUAUUCGUUCUUUGAACGAAACAAUAUGAACGACUAUAAAUGUCAUCGACCAAAAGUGUGUUAUAUCACAAAAACGAUUGACGAACAAAUUCUUCUCAAUAAUUUAAUGCCGAAAGCAGAUUUAUGGGAUUGUAAAAUAAUACGAUGAUAAUUGAAAGAUCGGAACAAAAUUGAAUUGAGUUCCAGAAACAUGAUGAUGUCACGAAGAGUGACCAGAUGAUGGAGGAAAAAUAUAUUGAGGGAUGUGCAGUAUUACAGAUGGAUCAUCAUAAGCAAAUAUUAUGUACAUUGUAUAACUGUUACGUCGAAUCUAGAAUUUAAUUAUAAUUUAUAAGAAUUAUUUAUAAAAAAAAGUUGUACAGUAUCGGGAUAAUACCGAUAAACCUACCAUAGCAUGUAAGUUGCCGAUACAAUGGGCCAAUACGAGAGAAUGUUAAAUAUUCUACAGUCGAUUAGUAACUUCGAUAGUAACUUCGAUCAAUCGUUUCAAUCGAUUUUUAUGCAAUUACUGUAAUUUUUAUGUCUCUUUAGUCGACCAUGUUCAUUUAAAAAAAUUACUCAAUUUCGAUAUCUGUCACGCAAUUAAUCGCUGUUACAUACAAUAUCCGUUUUAAUAAAACAGAAAAUUGAGGAAAGAAAAAAUAUCCAUAUAAUAUAUGGAUAAAAAUAAGAAAAAGAUUUUAUUAAAAAUCUUUCUGCUCAUUCAUAUAAACUAAACACAAACAUCUAAUUGAUUUGAAUUUUCAAAUCAUUGUACGAUUAAAUUAUCUCUUCUAGAAUUUAUUUUCAGAAAUAUCGUACAUAUAUUUUCUAUUGUUUUUUUCUCCCUUCAUAUUUUAUGAAAUUUUAUGGAUUUUAAGAACUGAAUAGAAAAUAUUGAAUAUAAAAAGUAUUUUCGGAUUUUCUUAGAUGUGGAAAACAAACGUGAAUUAAGAGGAAGAUACAUCAAGUUUCCGAAAAUUUAAUCUGAAGACAAGAUUUUUGAAGACAAAGAUACUUUUCUUGUUCGACUAAACUGCCACACAAUGUGUUACAUUCAUUAAUAAUUUGUCAUGCUCACAAUUAUUAUAUAAAAACAUAUAAAUAUAUGCUACUUAUAAAAAAAUAUAUGUACAGUUUAUAUAUUUUAAAUUAAAAAGUAAUGCGAUAUCAAA
Messenger RNA from Apis cerana (Asiatic honeybee), 6097 nucleotides. It is a transcript of the gene Psq, whose product is annotated as pipsqueak. Gene Ontology annotation, biological process: regulation of transcription by RNA polymerase II. The record is from RefSeq and is a predicted model, not a curated record. Gene Ontology annotation, molecular function: protein binding; DNA binding. NCBI's taxonomy places the organism in Eukaryota, Metazoa, Arthropoda, Insecta, Hymenoptera, Apidae. Gene Ontology annotation, cellular component: nucleus.